Messenger RNA from Arachis duranensis, 1788 nucleotides. RefSeq lists its product as uncharacterized. The transcript is spliced from 7 exons. The record is from RefSeq and is a predicted model, not a curated record. Lineage: Eukaryota; Viridiplantae; Streptophyta; Magnoliopsida; Fabales; Fabaceae. Gene Ontology annotation, molecular function: protein dimerization activity. Bases 1 to 1788 code for a protein of 595 amino acids.
AUGGAUCAAACCAACUCAACUCUUUCUUCAAUUACUUACAAAACUUUCCUCAAAUUCCAAAUACCCAACAAUCUCAAACCUCAAACUCUCAAGUUCCAAAUCAAAAUUUCACACUACCAAUUGAAAGAGGACUUGAUUGAACACAUAUGGUGGGCCAUAAACAGGAACUGGGAUGAGUUCCUUACUGGAGAUGGUCUUAACACCGUAACACGCGCCGUCCUCAGUUCUCAGUGGGUCAUAUCACUGCGAUACUGCCAUUGCCCAUUGCCGGUCUCUAGUAAAGUCAAGAAAUUUUCAAGUUGGUUAGAAUAUUCACCAGAAAAAGAUGCUGCUUAUUGUUUGCCUUGCUACUUGUUUGGUAAACAUUAUGGUGCUCGUAAUGAUGGAAAAAAUGCAUUUUCAGAGUUAGGAUUUAGUAACUGGAAGAAAGUAAAUAACGGGGUAAAUUGUGCAUUUGUAUGUCACGAGGGUUCUAUUCCUAAUUCUCCCCAUAAUUUAUGUGUGAAAUCUUGUGAUGAUUUAAUGGCUCAAUCUAAGCAUAUAGCCAAAGUUCUUGAUAGGCAUAGUGAUGAAACUAUUACAAAUAACCGUUUAAGGUUGAAGACAUCUAUUAAUGCUAUUCGAUGGCUUGCAUUUCAAAAUGUUCAUAAUGUUGUCCUUGAAAAUGCUCUUGGAAAUGCUCAAUAUAUAUCUCCCAGUGCUCAAAAAGAUAUAUUGCAUAUCUUUGCUAGAAAAGUGCGUGCAACAAUUCGAGAAGAAAUUGGUGAUUCUAAAUUUUGUAUAAUUAUUGAUGAAGCAAGAGAUGAGUCAAAGCGAGAACAAAUGUCUGUAGUUUUGAGAUUUGUAGACAAGCACGGUUGUGUUCAAGAAAGAUUUUUUGAUCUUAUACAUGUUUCUGAUACAUGUUCUUUGACAUUAAAAACAGAAAUUUCAUCAGUUCUUUCUCGUCAUAAUCUUGAUGUCCAAAAUCUUAGGGGACAAGGGUACGAUAGAGCUAGUAAUAUGCGUGGUGAAUGGAAUGGAUUGCAAGCUCUAUUUUUGAAAGAUUGCCCUUUUGCUUAUUACAUUCAUUGUCUUGCUCAUCGAUUACAAUUAGCACUUGUUUCUGUAGCCAAAGAAUUAAGGGUUGCUCAAGCAAAUAAUGUUGCAAACUUAAUUACCAAUGAUCAAAUUGUGACAGGUAGUGGACUUAAUCAAAUUGGUACUUUGCAAAGAGCUGGAGAUACUAGAUGGGGGUCUCAUUUGAAUUCUGUACGUAGCUUGUUAUGCAUGUUUGAUGCUACUUGUGAAGUUCUUGAAAAAAAGCACCGAAGAAGAGGCCGAACUCGCAAAAUUGUUGAUCAAAUUUCAGUAGAGCAUCAUUACCAUGUUAAUUUAUUUCUGGCUGUAAUUGAUACACAAUUGCAAGAGCUUAAUGGAAGAUUCAAUGAUAAUAUGAUGGAAUUGCUUACUUUAAGCUCAACUUUAGAUCCCAGAGAUAAUUAUAAGUUCUUCGGUGUCAACAAAUUAUGUCAAGGAUUAACGAAGACAGGAAAGUCUUUAACAUAUCCUUUGAUUGAUCGUUUGAUUCGCUUGGUAUUAACUCUCCCUGUUUCAACUGCUACAACUGAGAGAUCUUUCUCAACUAUGAAUAUUGUGAAGAAUAGAUUCAGAAACAAAAUGGAAGAUGAAUUGCUUGCUAAUUGUCUUUUGAUUUACAUUGAGAAGAAGAUUGCUGAAAGAUUUGACACAGAUUCUAUUAUCGAUGAAUUUUAUGAUACGAAGAAUCGACGUGUACCACUUCGUUAG